CAGAAAGUCUCAUGGUUAUUUGCGGUCAGGCGUGAGGACCUCCACUAGACAGAGCGAAUGCCUCAGCUGCGACUCUACUGGUACUCUCUGCUACUCUUGUUGAUAACAACUUGCUCAACGACAACAGCCGAAACGGCUGCCCAUCGUCAAGAUGGCCGCGACCAUAAGAAACGUUGAUAGCGCAGGGCCCCGAGCAGUCUUCGUCUCCGACGUCAAGUCGGGCCCACUAUUAACGACAGCCGAAUGGAGGAAACUUUUAGGCCGAAGCCGGAAGCGAGGCACUCUCCUCCGUAUACAUAAUGAAGCCAUACCGAAGACGCAUUCUAUUGCGGCCCGGCACCGCGCCGUAUACUUUACAUGCGUGUGCUUUAGUAAAGAGAUGGCGCCGCUGUCAGAGUCGCAGUCGGCGGCCGGGCCCUCGCUACAGUUUGUUCUGGCCGCUCUGGAUCAACGAGGGAGCAUCUAUGCAUUUGAUGUCAUGAGAAACAAGUUCUGGCUGAUUGGUCGCUCGGGGAUUUCCGGAUCGUGCUUAGUCUUCAACCCAGUGAGAAGGAGGGAGUUGAUUGUCGGGCUCUCCGAUAACUCCAUCCUGUGCUACAACAUCGACACUUGCCAGCUCAUAUGCAAGCUACCCGUCCAUCACACCUCCCCAACAACGUCACUCUCACCACACCCAACCCUUCCCUUACUCAUAUCAAGCAGCGAAAGCGAAUCCAUACUCUGGGACUCCGAAACGUGGACACGGAAACGCCUUCUAGUAGGAGCCAAUAGCGGUAUCAGACAUGCCUGCUUUUCGGCGACAGGAUCCUCUAUCAUCACCGCUUUCGCAGACGCCACGAUCAUCUUGUGGGACCCUGAUACAUUUCUGGUCCAAUGGAAUAUCAAUCUUGGCACGCUUUUGGGGAAAGACAUCGCUGCGGAAUCUCAACAAAGGUCAUCAUUGGCGGUCUCGAGCAACGGCGAGCUGAUGGCGUACGCGCCGUUUCCUGGGAAGGUGUAUGUGUGGCAUCUGGUAGAACGAAGGCUACUGCAUGAGAUCACGGUCCCGACUUUGGCCGAAGACGGUGUGGUGCAAAUGGCCUUUCUGGGAGCUUCUAAUAUAGUCGGAAUGUUGUCCGACUCUGGGGAGUUAAUCUUCGUCGAUGUUGCGGAAGCUAAAUUUGUUGGUCAGCUAUCGGGAGGGAAUAAGUUCCAGGGGUUCGCCCCUUCACCCGAUGGACGGAUUUUGUCCGCCAUACUGCGCGAAUCGAGGCAUAUCAUCAACCUUGUCGGUAUUGAUGAAAUCCUGACCGAGGAAGCCGACCAGGUUACGGUUGACGUGUCUUUGCAGCAACAUGCUCAACAACCGACCAAUCCCGCACAUGUCUUACAAGAUGGAAAAAUUCCAAAGAAGCAAGCCCUGCAUGAUCUGUUGGAGCACAAGGAGAGCCCCUUGACCUUGACUCGACCCCGUCUGCUCAAAUGUCUGCAUCACUACACCUCCUACCCACCGCAAUACCGCUCCCUCAUCUGGCGCAUCCUCCUCCGCCUUCCCGAAAAUCGACUUGCGUACGAGGCUCUCCUCAACCAGGGUCCACAUAUCGUUUCGAAGAAUUUCAGACAACAGUUUCCGAUUAAGAGCGAUAGAGUAGCUACGAGCGUUGAGCGGGUGCUCUCGGCUCUGGCGUUCUGGUCUCCGGUCUUUCAGGGCAUGGAGAACCUGCCCGCUAUGGUGUUCCCAUUUGUAAAGGCGUUUCUGGGGGACUUGUUCAUGGCCUUUGAGGUGAUAUUGACUGUUUUGUUAAACUGGUGCCAGAAGUGGUGGGAGUACUAUCCACACCCGCCAAUAGAGUGCCUGGUUAUGAUUGAGGAUUUGCUUCGUUUUCACGAUGGGGCUCUUCUGGAUCAUUUCACCCGGCACGAAGUGACGAGUCAGGGGUAUGCAUGGACGAUCUUGCGCUCGCUUUUUUCGUCUAUACUUUCCACGCCAGACUGGCUUACGCUCUGGGACCAUUUCGUAUCGAAUCCACCGGAAUUUAUGUACUUUUUUCUCAUCGCCUACUUGAAGGCGCAUCGCAUCGGACUUCUCGCUCUCACAAAGAAGGAGGACUUCGAGUUCUUCUUUACGCAUCAAAUGCCGACGUGGCCACUAUCCACUAUCCUGACAUCCGCCUAUAAACUGGGUCCACAUACCCCAUCCUCUUUGCGCCCAAAGACGUAUAUCAAACCCUUCGCACCGCUACCCAAAGGCGACUACCCUAUCUAUAACGCGUACCCAAGCUUCAUCGUCAACUACCAGAGUCGGCUCUUGGAGAGGAUCAAGCAGGAGGAGGCGGAGAAAGGGAAAGGGCGGUGGCGAAGCGGCGGUAGUGUCCGGGCCGCUGGCAUCGGGACGGAGGAGCGAAAGUUGGAAGAUAGAGAGGAUGCGAUGAACGAAAUGGUCGAAGAUUGGUGGGGAGGAGCAUUGAGGGAUGCCGGAAAGGGUACCGCAAGGGGACUGAAAACGCAUUUGGGGACAAGCAAUCGCCAGGCACCGCAGAAGAGCGGGUCGGGGGUGGGAGACAAGGCGCAGACGCAGAAAUUUAUCCAUUCGCAGAUGGUCAACACUCGCAAGCAUUACGAGAAUCUAGCGAAAGUCCUUGGGACGCAUAUUACGGAUGCCGACGCCGAGGCGCGUCGCCAGGAGGACCAGGGACGACAGGGGACUGUAGCGGGUGAGGAAGAGGAUUCCGUACAAGAACAAGACGAAUGGGCGCGCAUGGCGGCUGAGAUGCGGGACAUCCGCUUCAACGUUCUGCGCUCGCCCGAGCUUGGGAGUUCCUCGGGUGGACGGACUGGUGGAGGGACAGCGGAGGUGGAGGAGUUCCAUGUGGGAUGGAGCCCUACGCGCCCUCCACCUACCGAAAGCGAGAGCUCUGAGGUUCGACAGGUUCGCAGCCAGAAGGGCAAGGAGAGAGCGUUCUGAUGAAGAGAGAGAAUCGCGGACGGCCUGCACGCCUCUGACGGGCUGGGGCAUAUAUGCGUUCUUGUACUUUGGAGCCUCUGAAGGUGCAUUUCUGCACACUUUAACCGGUAUCAUGGCCUGUAUAUGUACAUAUUCAGCCUCGAAGGUCGGAUGCAUAGGCCCAUACGUAUCUCAGCUAUUUACUUCAUUGCCAUCAAUCCUCGGCUCAAAUAGUCCCCUGUGCUUCUGCGGCAGCCGUAAGCCUAUAGUAGGGAAUGCACU
This is a messenger RNA of Fimicolochytrium jonesii, 3205 nucleotides long. RefSeq lists its product as uncharacterized. Gene Ontology annotation, molecular function: protein binding. Bases 152 to 2944 code for a protein of 930 amino acids. NCBI's taxonomy places the organism in Eukaryota, Fungi, Chytridiomycota, Chytridiomycetes, Spizellomycetales, Powellomycetaceae. The record is from RefSeq and is a predicted model, not a curated record. Gene Ontology annotation, cellular component: centrosome. The transcript has 11 exons.